AUGCAGGCUGAUGGUCAUACCAUCAGCGAGGGGCUUUGCGUUGGGCUCCUUGCGCGCUGUGCGGAUGGCAAGUUCUUGAGCUUUGCCGAGGAGAUUGUCCGCUUCGUGCGUGCUGGCCCAGGGAUGAGCAUUGCCGUGUACAGUGGGUUGAUGAAAGUCUAUGCCUACUCUGGGAUGUACAGCAAAGCCUGUGACCUGUACGACCAGAUCCGCAAAGAUGGCCUCGAGCCAGACACGAUGAUGUAUGGCUGCCUCAUGAAGUUCUCUGUGGAGUGCGGUCGCACUCAGCUCUCACAGGAGCUUUCCGAGAAGCUCUCAGUCCUGGACAUCCAGAACUACAUGUCCUUGAUCAAAGCCGCGGGCAGAGACCGCGAUGUUGACAGAGCCUUUUCCAUCAUCCAGCGCCUUCGCGAGAACAAUGUCAAGCCGGAUGCUAUUGCCUUCAACUGCGUGUUGGAUGUAUGUGUAAAAGCCGGGGACCUUGGCCGUGCGCGAAAGCUGGUCCAGGAGAUGAAGGAGUUGGGCUUGCUUGACAUCAUCACCUACAACACCCUUCUGAAGGGAUAUUGCACCAAGAGCGACCUCAAAGGGGCCAAGGAACUCCUGUCCGAGAUGGCGGCCGCAGGCUUCGAGCCCAACGAUGUGUCCUACAAUUGCAUCCUGAACACUGCCGUGAACAACGGCAGCUUCGAGGAGGCCUGGGACACCAUCGCCAAGAUGGAGCAGAUGAAUGUGCCGCCGGAUCACUACACAGUCUCGAUUAUGCUCAAAGCUCUGAAGAGGGCAAAGGGGCAGAAAGAUGUGAAUCGUUGCUUGAACUUCUUGGAUCGAUCGCACAUCGACCCUUGCUCUGAUGAGAUUCUGAUGAACACUGUUCUGGAGACAUACAUUCGACACAAGGAGUUCAGGCGUCUGGAGAGUCUGCUUGCUAAAUUCGAACAGUCGAAUUUGCGUCCAUCAGUUCCCACGUAUGGCUCCAUCAUCAAAGCCUAUGCCAACCUGAAAUGUCCCGAGAAGUGCUGGCACUACUGGAAUGAAAUGCAAGGACAGCGGGGUCUGGAACCCAACGACAUCGUGUACGGCUGCAUGCUGGACGCCUUGGUCUGCAACGGACAAGUCGACGAAGCCGUGCAGCUCUUCGAGAAGAGCAACUUGAAGCCGAACGCGGUGCUUUGUUCCAUCUUGGUGAAAGGCUUCACAAACACCGGCCAGUCUCAGCGCGCCAUGGAUCUCUGGCACGACAUGCGGCGCAGAGGUGUGCGGAUGAACACCGCCGCCUGCAACGCCUUCGUGGAUGCGCAGGCUCGUGUGGGCAACAUGGAGGAUGUGCUGGAGAUUGUGAAGGCGAUGGAUGCCGACAACUGCCAGCCUGAUGGCAUCACACACUCGACCAUCGUUAAGGGCUACUCUGUCAGAGGUGAUCUGGACAAGGCCAUGGAAGUCCUACGCGGCAUGCAAGAGAGUGGUGUCUACCACGAUGCCAUCGUCUACAACACUAUCUUGGAUGGCUGUACUAAACAUAAGAGAUCGGAUCUUGUCGAUCAGAUUCUGCAGAGCAUGGAGGAGCACAGGAUUGUCCCCACCAACUUCACGCUUGGCAUUCUGGUGAAGUUCUACAGCCGCCAGAAGCAGCUAGACAAGGCCUUCGCCGCGAUGUCAUCGCUCCCAAAGCGCGGCAACUUCGUACCAAACUGCCAAGUUUGGUCGUGCUUAAUGGGUGCCUGUUUGAUGAAUGGAUCGCCGGCCAAGGCCUUGCAGGUCUUCCGCGACAUGCGACAGGCAGGUCAGAGUGCAGACACUCGUGCCUGCACAUCUCUCGUCUCGGGGUUGGUCCGAAUGGGCCAGAUGAGGGAGGCUGUUCAGGUGGUCGAGGAGGUCUACGGGUUCCAUGGCAAGGGCAUGAAGAACAAUGGCGUUGCUAUUGAACAAGACUGUUUGGAGAGCUUGCUGGCCGCUUUGGCCCAAAAGGGCCUCAGGGAGGAGCUAGCGGCACCUCUCCUGGAGCGUCUCCGUGCGGCGAAGGUCCAGAUCACUGGCAAGCUCAUGGCCGCCACCCUGGCGGAGGAGCGCUCCCCUGAACGUGCCACUACACGCCAGUUCAAGGGCGGUUACCGCGAGGGUUGCCGCUCCUGA
Molecule: messenger RNA, 2133 nt
Organism: Symbiodinium natans
Lineage: Eukaryota; Dinophyceae; Suessiales; Symbiodiniaceae
Source: the annotation of a GenBank genome assembly